CUGAAUAUGAAUCAAACUCCAAAGGAUUCGCCUCAAGCCAUUGCUUACAAGAAAGGCGAUAUUGUUUGGGUUCUUUAUCGAGGGAAAGAAUUUUAUCCUGCUCGGGUUAAUGCUUAUUAUCCAAAGGAGAGGAAGAUUUCUCAUAUUUGGUUUCCACUUAACCGUAAAUCUAUUAGCGCGAUUUUCAAAGCUGAUUUGAGCAGAGUUCGCCCCUUUAAGCUCGAAGAUUCUUUGCCGGACAAUGCUUCUCAAGAAUUGGAAUAUUCGUAUGAUCAAGCAGUGAGGAUUUUACAAGGAACUAGCAUUGAAGAAAUUUUGGAAGAAAAUGAUCGAAUGAUGGAGGAGAUGGGUAUUCCUGUUCAGGUCAAUUUUGGCAAUUGUGAAGAAUCCGAGCUCACACUUGAAUCCCGACUACACACAGUCAAUCAAUCAAUUGAUUGGGCAAAAUUUCAGAAUCUCGAUAAUCUUAUUUUAGCUUAUUCGAAUGAGCUUUUAAGGCUGUUGUCCGGAUUCCUUGCCAUUACCAAUUUCAUUUUUGAAGAAUUCUUUUGCGGACAAGUUCUGCAAACAUUUAUUUUAGCCUCUAAAAUUUUGUUUCUUAACAAUAUUUAG
This is a messenger RNA of Meloidogyne enterolobii, 612 nucleotides long. Lineage: Eukaryota; Metazoa; Nematoda; Chromadorea; Rhabditida; Meloidogynidae. The record is from the annotation of a GenBank genome assembly.